This is a messenger RNA of Mytilinidion resinicola, 1200 nucleotides long. RefSeq lists its product as uncharacterized. The coding region runs from base 1 to 1200 and encodes 399 amino acids. The record is from RefSeq and is a predicted model, not a curated record. The transcript is spliced from 3 exons. Lineage: Eukaryota; Fungi; Ascomycota; Dothideomycetes; Mytilinidiales; Mytilinidiaceae.
AUGACUGCCCUGCCUGCUGCCGCCCGUGGCCUGGACGCGACCGCACGCUAUGACGUAUACAGCCCACACCGCACUCGCAACAUGCGCCCGACUCGCAGCACCACACUGCCAGCACCGGGCAGCGCCGAUUCUUCCUGCGAUGCCUCACUUCUCUCGCGCAGAUCAUCCGUCGCUCAGGGUCACUUGGCUCACGGGACCGUCGCCGAUUCCGCGGCAAGGCUCGCGGGUCCUUCGGGUCGCCUGCGGCUGGUGGUUGGACGGCAGGGCUCGCCGCCGCCCGAUGACUCGCCCGCGAUCGGCGCGCAGGGCCUGGGUUGCGGCGGGAGGUGUGGCGUGAGCCGUGGGCUGGUGGGCUGGUGCAAUUGGCAUGCUUCACUGUUUCUUUUCACCUUUUCUUCCACGCGGGGCUGGGUGCCGUGUCCGAGGCCGCGAGCCGACAUGCCCACACGGCACCGCGGCUCCAUUACAGCCUGCCAUGUCCCGACAGACCUGGCAGCGAUGGAAGCUAGCGCCCUAGGAAGCGUCUCCGGGCGUCGUUCGAGGCCAGUUGUUAGGGCGAGGCCUGCUGCAAGUGUGGCGCGGGAAGCCACGGGCCACGCCGCAUCUGCCGACUGCAAUUCGUCCUCGCUGGAACUCUCGAGCGCUUUCCAACACCUCCCGGCUCAGGCCAUGCCCUGCCACAGUGCUGCCCCCGUGCGGCGGCUCCAGCCUUCUGCCUCCCUGUUCGGCCCGUCAGGAGGGCUCCGUGACGGCGCACACUUCAACAAGCCUGCUGGCGCCGUUGUGAAUGGCGCUGGCUGCAGCCAGGCCCCCUCGACGCCCCAACAGCCCAUGGUGUGCACUGGUGGGUGGUACCGCGCGUGUGGUCCACGUCUGGGGGCCGUCUGCACCACCCCGAUACCUGCGCCGAGCGUCUACAUGGCGCCGUCUGCCGCCCAGGGGUGCAGCAACGGUGGGCGUGCCGCCUCGAGUGCUGGGAGUGCCGGCCAGGCGUCUGCGGCUUCAAUUGUGUGCCUUUCACGUCACGGGCAGCGUGGUGGUGAAUUGAGCUCGAUCCUCCCCGGAGCCGUAGCAGCCACUGCUCCCGAUGCUGAUCGCACGCCGGGGGACUCUCUCGCCACAGACGCCGCUGCUUCCAGGCCGUUGACUUUUUGUCCCAGGCCCUAUUAUUUUAAGAACGGCCUCCUGUGCUGCCAGUGA